Messenger RNA from Podospora anserina S mat+, 885 nucleotides. RefSeq lists its product as uncharacterized. The record is from RefSeq and is a predicted model, not a curated record. The transcript has 2 exons. Lineage: Eukaryota; Fungi; Ascomycota; Sordariomycetes; Sordariales; Podosporaceae. Bases 1 to 885 code for a protein of 294 amino acids.
AUGGGAAAUUUUACUCAACACGAAUCUCUAGAUCUCGCCGGGGCUGUCAUUCUGCGAAUUCAUCUAGACUUUGGUAACCAUCUCGAUAUAUCUAGAGACUACGAUACCACAGCCACCAUGUCAACCGCUUUUGUUAGACGCACCACCAAGAUUUUGAUCUUGAACCCCAACUCCUCUGCAUCCAUGACCCAUGGGGUUGAGGAGGCCAUUCGGGGUAUAAAUCUACCUUUGUCGACCGAGAUUUACACCUACACAGCACCACCAGCAUCUCCAGCAUCCAUCAACGACGGUGAUGACGUGCAGCAGAGCGCAGACGUUGUUCUGCGCAACCUCCAAGAGACGGGCAUCCUCAAGGAAUAUGAUGCCGUACUGGUUGCUUGCUAUUCCGUGCACCCUCUGGUCCAUCUCAUCCAGGAAAACUGGCCCCAUCUUGCUGUGACGGGCAUUUUUGAAGCGAGCAUCGUAACGUCGCUGUCACUGCUGCCCUACCAAGACAAUUGGGGCAUCGUCACGACCGGGAAGUUCUGGCAGAAGCACCUGUCUGACGGCGUGCACCACUUCGUUGGAAGUGAAAACAGCAACAGCAGAUUUGCCGGUGUCGAGACCACUGGUCUGAAUGCUGGGGAUUUCCACGGUGGCGUUGACCCUGUCGUGGUUCGACAAAAGCUAUGCGAAGCUACGAAGAGACUGCUGGACCGUGGCGUGCAGGCUGUAAUCAUGGGUUGCGCGGGAAUGGCUGGUCUGGAGGACAUCAUCAGGUCAGUUGCCACUGAAGGGCGUGGUGAAGAGGCUGGAAAGAAGUUGCUUGUCAUCGAUGGUGUCAAGGCUGGGGUUGGCUUGCUUGAACAAAUGGUCCGCAACAAGCGCAUGUUCCAAAGAUCGUAA